This is a messenger RNA of Pogoniulus pusillus (Red-fronted tinkerbird), 2940 nucleotides long. RefSeq names its product phosphoribosyl pyrophosphate synthetase associated protein 1 (gene PRPSAP1). Gene Ontology annotation, molecular function: ribose phosphate diphosphokinase activity; ATP binding; magnesium ion binding. Gene Ontology annotation, cellular component: cytoplasm; ribose phosphate diphosphokinase complex. Lineage: Eukaryota; Metazoa; Chordata; Aves; Piciformes; Lybiidae. The record is from RefSeq and is a predicted model, not a curated record. Gene Ontology annotation, biological process: purine nucleotide biosynthetic process; 5-phosphoribose 1-diphosphate biosynthetic process. Bases 964 to 2034 code for a protein of 356 amino acids. The transcript is spliced from 11 exons.
AGUGUUCAGCGGAAGAGGACUGACGGCGAUGCUGCAGCUCCCAGCUAAACGCGAAAUGCUUCUGACAAGAAUCAUCGCCGGAGGCACCACCACCGGUCACGCACCCACCCGCAAGCGGCUGGCACACAGCAGAGCAGCCUGGCAGUGGGCUGCGGUGCUACCAACUAACGCAGCGUACAUCCUCCACGGCCUGAGUGGAGCCCACCGCGACCCCCCUCCUCUUAGCUGGGAGCAAACAGCUCAAGGAACGAUGAACCCCCCCAGCAGUUUAGAAACCUGCCAGGAAAGAGCUCUCCAGGGUGAACAAAGCUGCGUGGGGUGAUCCGGGCACUGAAAUUGACGCAGCCUGGGUCUGGGCAGAGCUCUGGCAGGUAGCUUGGAGCAGAAGCUUCUGCGGAGACAAGUAGUGCCUGUACUUCGGAGGGACUUUGUCCUCGCAUCCAAGGAGCCGGGAAGACUUUGGAGAGGCUGAAAGCGAGUGUUCCCUUUGGGAAAUGGGGCAGGGACCAGCUUUGCAGAUGGCACAAACUGGAAGGGACCCUCAAAGGUCAUCUCGUCCGACCUCCCUGGCGUGAGCAGAGACAUCGCCAACCAGACCAGUUUGUCUCCAGCGGCACCUGCUCAGGGCUGCCGCCACGAGAGGCACCCCGGCGCAGAGAGCUGCCCGCCCGCUGCGGGCUCCUGGAGGACGCAGGGUUAAACUGCACGGGGCGGCACCGGCCCCGCCUGCCAUCGAGCGCGGCUAGAGCGCCGCCGCGGGGCUUCCGCCGGAGCGGCUGUCAUCUUGGGUGCGGGCAGUGAAGCCGCCUCACUGGGGUCUCACCGCCGGGCAGCGGGGAAACAGCUGUCUGCGCUGUUAACUGCACCCAGGGAGCAGGCGGUGCACUUCCACCGAGGAGGGAGAGCUGACGCUGUUCUCACGCUUCCUCUUUAGCUCCGCGGGGCUUGCAUGACUCUUCGGCGAUGAACGCGGCCAGAAGUGGCUACCGAGUCUUCUCGGCCAACUCCACGGCAGCCUGCACCGAGCUGGCAAAGAGGAUCACGGAGCGUCUCGGAGCUGAGCUGGGGAAAUCUGUGGUGUACCAGGAAACCAAUGGAGAGACAAGAGUUGAAAUAAAAGAAUCUGUCCGGGGACAGGAUAUCUUCAUUAUCCAGACCAUCCCCAGGGAUGUGAAUACUGCUGUCAUGGAGCUGCUGAUCAUGGCCUAUGCACUGAAGACCUCCUGUGCCAGGAACAUCAUCGGUGUCAUCCCUUACUUCCCCUACAGCAAACAGAGCAAAAUGAGAAAGAGAGGCUCCAUAGUCUGCAAGCUGCUGGCUUCAAUGCUUGCCAAGGCAGGUUUAACACACAUUAUCACUAUGGACCUUCACCAAAAGGAGAUCCAAGGCUUCUUCAGCUUCCCAGUAGACAACCUGAGAGCCUCCCCUUUCUUGCUGCAGUAUAUACAAGAAGAAAUUCCAGAUUACAGAAAUGCAGUCAUUGUAGCCAAAUCUCCUGAUGCAGCUAAAAGGGCCCAGUCUUACGCCGAGAGACUCCGCCUGGGGCUGGCAGUGAUCCACGGAGAGGCUCAGUGCACAGAGCAGGACAUGGACGAUGGACGACACUCCCCUCCCAUGGUCAAAAAUGCCACCGUGCACCCUGGGCUGGAGCUGCCCUUGAUGAUGGCCAAGGAGAAACCGCCAAUAACUGUGGUUGGAGAUGUUGGAGGAAGAAUUGCCAUCAUUGUGGAUGACAUCAUCGAUGAUGUGGAAAGCUUUGUAGCUGCUGCAGAGAUUCUGAAAGAACGUGGAGCCUACAAGAUCUUCGUUAUGGCCACUCAUGGGCUGCUGUCAGCAGAUGCCCCCCGUCUGAUAGAGGAGUCCUCCAUCGAUGAGGUGGUAGUAACCAACACAGUUCCUCACGAGGUGCAGAAGCUGCAAUGCCCCAAGAUAAAGACUGUGGAUAUCAGUUUGAUCCUCUCUGAAGCCAUCCGACGGAUCCACAACGGCGAGUCCAUGGCCUAUCUCUUCCGCAACAUCACUGUCGAUGACUAGACCUGGCACUGCCCCUCUGCUGGCUUCCACAAGAGAAGGAAAUGUGCAUGAAAAGGCAAUACCAUACAUUAGAGGCAUAACACAACUGUUUUUAUUCAUGUAGGGACGUGAAGGUUUUCAGAGUCUUGAGCCAUUAAGAUCUAAUAGAUUAAAAACCCAACCUGACCAGCACUUUACAGGUGAAUAGAAGAAGCCACUGGCAAUGGGGAGGAUCACAUCUUAAUGAAGAGAGGUGGAGGAGUGAGGUGGUGUGGAAUUUUUAAGUUACUUUAUUAUUAUUAUUAUUUUUUAUUUUGUAGUGUGCUCCCUGUAGUGGGGGAAAGAAAAGCCAAGUAGCUGUCAGCUUCUGAGAAGGGACUGGAGCCUGCUCAUUGCUGCGCGUGGGCAGCAAGAGGAGACAGCCUGUGGGGUGAGCUUGCAGAAGGUGGUGCUGGGCUGGCCUGGUUGCUGCUGGCAGACCUGCUCAGGAGAGCAGCUCUCUGCCAGCUGAGUGUCCUUUCAGCUCCUGCACAGCAUAGGGAGGACUUUGAUCAGAGCUAAGCUAGCGGAACAUCCAGACAGGGCAGCUUAGGGCAGCCUGUUCCUGAACUACUCACCCCCUGGUGUUGGGGUGCUGGGAGCCAGCUCAUGUGCGUCUCCCAGUGGGGCAAGGGGUGCUAGUUAAUGUGCUGGCCUUUUCAUUUUGUGAGCCUUGGAUCAUUGUUGUUCUUCAGUGGCAAGUCACACGAGGGUCUAGGUCCUCACUUUGACGCUUGUCUGCGCCGCUGAAGCAGGCGCAGUUUGGAGUUGCCUGGGGCUGGUGAGCUGUGUCAGAGUCUCGUGAGGAAGUUGGAACAGUAUCUGCCUCUUAAUACAGCUGUGCUCUCCAAAACACUAACACUGCAAUAAAAAGCAUAGGAUUUUUCA